Messenger RNA from Labrus mixtus (cuckoo wrasse), 1732 nucleotides. RefSeq lists its product as uncharacterized. The record is from RefSeq and is a predicted model, not a curated record. Bases 67 to 1602 code for a protein of 511 amino acids. Lineage: Eukaryota; Metazoa; Chordata; Actinopteri; Labriformes; Labridae. Gene Ontology annotation, molecular function: structural molecule activity. The transcript is spliced from 8 exons.
CCUACAUUCAUCAGGUGACUCUCCUGCCUUCCUCGCUCUCCAUCUCUCUCCGAUCCAGAAGCAGCCAUGCCUUCAAAAAACACCGCAGCCAGCAUGUUCGGUGGAGCCGGGGGAAGGGGCUCCAGGGCCUCCGUCGCCAGCCUGGAGGGGCUGCGCAACAUACUGCGUAACGAGACGGAGAAAGACUCCGCACCCCCAGCUCCAGCACCUGCCGCUCAGCCCCCGGCCCCCGCAGCCCCCGCGGCCCCCGCGGACGACAAGCAGACUCUGCGGGGUCUGAACGACAGGCUGUCCGGAUACCUGGGCAGGGUGAGGCAGCUGGAGAAGGAGAACGGAGACCUUCAGAAGCAGAUUGAUGACAUUUUGGCCAAGAGGAAAACUCCAGCGGGACGGGACUGGGAAAAGGUGGAGAAACCUUUGGAUGACCUCAAGAAGCAGAUCAAAGACCUGACCUUGGACAAUGCUAAGCUGCUUCUCCAGAUUGACAACACCAAUCUUGCUAAAGAUGACUUCAAGGAAAAGCUGGAAGAUGAGAAAAAGGACCGCAAGGAGCUGGAAAAGGACUUGGAGGAUCUGAAGAAGACCAUUGAGGACACCAAGAUGAACGUCAAGCAGACGCAGAAGGAGAUCGACCUGGUGAAGGAGGAGAUCGCCCGCCUUGACCAAGAGCACAAAGAGGAGGUUGACGUCCUGCGUGAGAAGAUCAAGGACUCUGAGGUGACUGUGGAGAUCGACUCCCUCAACUCAAACCUGGCAGAGAUGCUCAACAAGGUCCGAGGCCAGUACGAGAAGCUCGCCAAGAAGAACCUGAAGGAGACUGACGACUGGUAUCAGAGCAAGUUCGACCACAUCAAGGUGGAGGAGGCCCAAACCAACGAGGCCUUUGUGACCGGAAAGACAGAGCUCAAGGAUCUGCUCAAACAGAAACAAACUCUGGAAAUUAAAAUCCAGAGUCUGCACAGCAUGAUCAACAAUCUGGAGGAGACCCUGCAGUCCACCAAAGUGGAGUACGGUCAACGCCUGGGCCCCCUCAACAGGAUGAUCCUCGACCUGGAGAAAGAGCUGAAGGAGGUCAGGGCAGAGGUGGAGCGCCUGGUCGAAACCAACAAGAACCUGCUGUGUGUCAAGAUGAAGCUGGAGGCGGAAAUCGAUAACUACCAGCAGCUGAUUCAUGGCAUGACGGCUGAGCCUGAAAGCUCGGACCUUUCUUUAGAGGACGCGCUAAGUAGCGACCAACAAAAGCCUAAGACAGAGGUCCCAGAGGAGCAGGUAAAAGUGAAAGAAGAAGUCCUUGUGGAGCAAGAAGGUGCACCCUCCUCCCAAUCUGCUACCCCAAAAGCCCCUGAGGAUGCCCCGACUACUGAAGGAAACCCCAUCAAGGAGGAAAAGGUUGCUGUCGACAAAGCAGCAGCUCCGCCAAGCACCAGCAAUACUAAAAAGAAAGCGCCCAAGAAAAACAAAAAGGAUUCAUCCUCUUCUUCUUCUUCCUCCUCCUCCUCCUCCUCCUCUUCUUCGUCCUCCUCCUCUUCUUCCUCUUCUUCCUCUUCCUCCGACGAUGAAGAUCAAAAGGCCAAGAAUGAGGCUAAAGUGGCCAAAGCCUGAUUCACAAUCGGUUCUUUUUACUGCUCUGUAUCAUGACAGUCUGUCUGUAGACUUGUAAAGCUGCCACGAGAUUGCUGUGGUGUGUUUUCCUCAAACGUCAUGAAAUAAAAUACAUUUGAUUUCAAAAGAA